Brassica napus (rape) is the source of this 687-nucleotide messenger RNA. RefSeq lists its product as uncharacterized. The record is from RefSeq and is a predicted model, not a curated record. The transcript has 2 exons. Bases 1 to 687 code for a protein of 228 amino acids. Lineage: Eukaryota; Viridiplantae; Streptophyta; Magnoliopsida; Brassicales; Brassicaceae.
AUGAGUCCUGAGCUUGGAAGAUAUCUACGGGAGGCUGAUGUGCGCAAAUGGGCUCGUUCUCUCUUCCCUGGCUCCAGGUAUGACAUUAGGACCACGAACCCUGCAGAGUCUAUAAAUUCAGUUCUUAGAAUACCUAGAGAAUAUCCGGUUAUUCCUUUGCUUGAUAGUAUAAGAGAACUGUUGACUCGAUGGUUCUAUGAGCGUCGCUUGUUAAGCUCAAAGCAUGUAGAUCCUUUAACCGCUAAGGUGGAGAGAAAGAUUGAUAGGAGAAUUGUGAAGGCAAAAGGAUUCCAGGUUUACAAGGUUGACAACUUCAGAUCGGUUGUAAAAGGAGACAUAUAUGAUUGUCAUGUUGAUUUGGAAAGAAGAACAUGCACAUGUGGUAUGGAAGUGCACAGAUUCACUGACGCCUUAUACAGCACUGCAGCGUGGAGAACCGCCUAUGCAGAUUCCAUUAAUCCAAUAGCAGUUCUAGAGUCUGAAUGGAAUGUCCCUGCUGAGGUUAAACUUGCAAAGGUUUUACCACCAAAGACAAGAAAGAGUGCUGGUCGACCAGUAAAGAGAAGGUAUGAAUCAGUAGAAGACAAGAUCGCAUCUUCUCAAGGAUCAAGGAAGAAUAAAAAGCAUAAGUGCAGCCGUUGUGGAACUGAAGGACACAAGAGAGGAACAUGCGAUUUACCCAUCUAG